AUGGCAUCCAAGCUGUGCAUUUUUACAGCGCUAAGUGCUCUGCUUGGAGCUGCGCUGGCAACACCAUCCGCAGGACGCACGGACCGUGGAUGGAUUUUGAAAAUGGAUCCACAAUCUGUAACAACUUGCCUUGAGGAGUCUGCAAACUUUUUACUUCUCGUAACUGGGAUUGGCGAGGAUAAAACUAAUGUUAACAUUGGAUGGGACGCCGACGAAGCGAUAAGCAUUCAACCACCAUCCAUCGUAAUUGCUGGGUCCGAGAGCAGAAACAUUACCGUUCAGGUUUCUUCAACGCAACAGGGUCGAUUCCUGAUACGACCCACGUUCAUGCCAAACGACCAAAUCGAAGACAAUGGUCGGCUCUUUGUGCAGGUAAAGGUGGCCAAGCAUCGCUCGCUGAUAAUCAUAUCGAUGCUCAUCGGUUGGACGUACACGUUGUGUUGGACAAUUGGCGAUUAUUUUCAAGCCUGGACCAGCUACAAGCGCAAAAGCGUGGUAGGGUUGAGCUUCGACUUUUUGCAUCUGAACAUAGUCGGCAAUAUAUGCUACGCGACGUUCAACGUUGUCCUGUUCUGGAACGAGCAUGUCGAGUCGGAAUAUUUUAGGCGCCACCCAUUUGGACUGAAUCCCGUGGUACCGAAUGACGUUGGUUACGCAGUUCACGCCGUUUUUGGUAAUCUCGUCCUGAUUGCACAGUGCUACAUUUACCACAGUGGCGGGAAUCUUGUCUCCAUGCCGGUGAAAGUACUCAUGACAGGCUAUCUGAUACUUGUUGGCAUAUUCUGCAGCUUGGCAGCGGAACAGCAAAUACACUGGCUCGAUUUCUUGUACAUACUGAGCUACGUAAAGCUGUCCACGAAUUUGAUCAAAUACAUACCGCAAGUAUUCAUGAACUAUCGACGGAAAAGCACGGAAGGUUUCGCCAUCUCGAACCGCAUGCUCGAUCUCGCCGGUGGACUGUUAAGCUUGACGCAGAUGGCGUUAAAUGGAUGGAAUUAUGAUGACUGGCAGUCGAUCGUUGGAAGUCCGGACGAGUACUAUCGUAGGCACCGGUUUGGGUUGAACCCGGUGAUUCUGAAUGACAUUGGCUUUGCCGCUCAUGCUGUGUUUGGCACCGGAUUCACAAUUUUGCAGUGCCGGAUGUACGACAAUGGGGGCAACAGUGUCUCCAGGCCGGCGAAAGCGAUCAUCUGGUUGUACCUGAUGAUCAUCGUCGUCACCAUGUGCGCGGCAGCGUUAGAUGUCAUGCAUUGGUUAGAUUACUUGUAUGUACUCAGCUACAUAAAGCUUUCCACGACGAUGGUGAAAUACUUCCCGCAAGCGUACAUGAACUAUCGCCGCAAGAGUACGGAGGGGUUCGAGAUUAUGAAUCGGCUCCUGGAUCUUGCCGGGGGUUUGUUUAGCAUACUGCAAAUGGUGAUAAAUGCCUGGAAUUUCGACGACUGGAAGUCUAUUGGAGGCGACCCCGUUAAGUUUGGUUUGGGAAUAUUUUCUAUUUUAUUCGAUUUCGUGUUCAUGUUCCAGCACUACAUCUUGUACAGAAAUCGAAAGCCCAUCAACCAUCUGGAACUUUCAGAACCGGAAAAACCACUGAAUAGAUGA
Anopheles nili is the source of this 1602-nucleotide messenger RNA. RefSeq names its product cystinosin homolog. Lineage: Eukaryota; Metazoa; Arthropoda; Insecta; Diptera; Culicidae. The transcript is spliced from 7 exons. Gene Ontology annotation, molecular function: L-cystine transmembrane transporter activity. The record is from RefSeq and is a predicted model, not a curated record. Gene Ontology annotation, biological process: L-cystine transport. The coding region runs from base 1 to 1602 and encodes 533 amino acids. Gene Ontology annotation, cellular component: lysosomal membrane.